Molecule: messenger RNA, 1655 nt
Organism: Trematomus bernacchii (emerald rockcod)
Lineage: Eukaryota; Metazoa; Chordata; Actinopteri; Perciformes; Nototheniidae
Gene: duoxa
Product: dual oxidase 2
Exons: 9
Coding region: 258-1223 (321 amino acids)
Biological process (GO): protein transport
Cellular component (GO): endoplasmic reticulum membrane
Source: RefSeq, a predicted model, not a curated record
GCCAACCGCUGCGCAGACACUCAAAACCCAUUUACGCAAAUCCAUUGAUGCGAGAGAUGCUGCUCAGUCAGUCUGCAGCCAAGAGGAGUGAAGGACUUCUGAAAAGUGAAGACAAGGUGAAGCUUGUCAAUACAUCCUCCCCCUCACAAAGGACACAAAGGGGGGCCGACACUAUAAAAGAAGUGUAUGUUUCCUCAACAUUCACACUCUUCUGCGGUCCUCAUCUUUCAACCUUUGGUCUCAACUAAAGCGCUAAGAUGACUCUCUUCGAUGACAUUUACCCAUUCUACCCUCUACAAAGAUCCUCCUUCCUCUUCAGUGGCCAUUUGAUCACAAUAAUUCUAGUCUUUCUUUUGCUAGCAGCCAGUCUUCUUAUCAUUUUGCCAGGGAUACGAGGGAAGUCGAGGCUGUUCUGGAUGAUUCGAAUAGUUACCAGCUUGUUCAUAGGUGCAGUGUUAGUGGCGCUCAACUACACCGACGACUGGGCUGAGGCAAGAAUGACCACUAAUGCCACCUAUAAGUCUUUCAGCGACGCAGUGGUUAAUGCUGACAUCGGCUUGCAUAUUGGGCUGUACGGUAUCAACGUGACACUAAAGGGGAACCCCAUUGUACAGUUCAAUGAGACCAUAGACUACAAUGAGAUGUUCAGCUGGCAUGACACUAUUGAAGAAGAGUAUGAGGAAGCUCUGGAGAAAGGUUUACCCAACCCCAUCCUGUACAUAGCUGAGAAAUUCACCAUAAGCAACCCAUGUGGACUCAUCUUUCAGUACAGAUACUCUGGCCGAUACGCCUCGGCAACCCUCUGGACGGCUUUCUGCUGCUGGAUUCUCGCCAAUAUCCUCUUCUCCAUGCCGGUCAUUCUGUACGCCGGGUACAUGAUGAUGGCCACCGCUGCCUUCAUCUUCUUCGCCAUGGCUUCUUUCUCCACUAUCAUGAACGCACCUCAGUGUGUUUUCUCCAUAGGAUCCGAUUCAUUUGAAGCACAGUACAGCCAUUCAUUCUGGCUGGCUCUGGCUACAGGUUUGCUGUGCACCAUCAUCGGUGUUCUGGUGACGCUGUUGCACUUUCUCAUACCAGAGAAGAUGAAAGAGGCUUUCAGUGUUGGUGUCGACAGUUAUGAAGAUGAGGAUGUUUCUUAUGGGGAGGGCUACCUUAACGCAGUUUUUCUUGAUGGAGUGACAAUUUCACCGCUGUCAUCAAAAGUCAGAGAGGAACAAAUAUGACGCUGUCCUGGUUUCCCUCGGGGAGCUUUUCCAGCCAAUACUUGAAGAUAUUUCUUGCUGAAUGUGUUACAGAUUAAGUGUCUUAUUUCUCAUCUGUUUUAAUUAUCUUUGUGAGCCUGUGAAGUGUUAUACAUCAUUGAACUGUACAUAGUUGUAUUUGUGAAGUUCUAAUGUCAUGUUGCAAUAGUUGUAGGAACAGUAUAUGAAGUUGUAUGGGAUCCAUGCAGUAUGUAUAUAAACUGAUCAAUAAGGAAUCUGUCAUUGUUCAACUUCCUUUCGUUCAUUUCAAAUGAAAGAUGAGACAAAUCGUUAAUUUGACGACUUUCUUCAGAAUUCAUGGAAUGCAUGCACAUAGCCAUGGCAACACUAUGUGGCUUACUUUGAUCAUACUUCCUGUGGGUUGAAGUAUCUUUAUUUCACAGCUUCUAAGAU